CCCUCUAAGUAAAAUCCAAAAUGUAAAAGGGGCUCUAUAGAAAUUCCUCUUCUUCGGGCUUUUUCUAUACUUCUUUUCCUCUUCAUCAAAAGACGCAUGCAUUCGCAUUCUCCUUCGCUCACCAUUACUGCUUUCUCCUGUGAAGGAGGGAGAGAGCGAGAGAGAGAGAGGGAGAGAGAGGGAGCUUUUUAUGCACAAACCAUUAAUUAUUCCUCUCCUCGCUUUGUUUGGUUAAUUAUGGACCGAGAAACCACUCAAAGUUCCCAUCUUGGUGUUGCUCACAUUGAUUUUUCUCUUUGAUUUUGUCUUCUCCCCUGGUUUUAAACACGCCCAUUGCGAUUUCUUAAUCCACUCUGCCCUUUCUGUGUCACAUAAUAAAAAUCGCAACUUUAGCUAGAACUAGUAGACUCUUCCCCAAAUGUUAGUACAGGGAGAAAAAUCCCACAAAGACCUCGAGGCGGGGCCCCACCGUUGCCCGGCAACGGCGGCGGCGGUGGCCGGUGAUGACUCUGACGAGAGCCUCUGCUUCUCUGACACCGAGGACCGGUCGUGGCAUUCUCGCGAUAACUCAAAUUGCCCGUCCAUUCGUAGCUUAGGGGAAGAAGCAUUUGAGCCUCGUAGGAAAUCCUCCUUAUCAAAUUGCUCUUUUGAAUUCGAUUUGGAAGACGGACUCUCAGAAAUUGAAUCGAAUUUGGAGAAAAUCGAAAGAGAUUGCCGGAUUUGUCAUCUCGGUUUGGAAACUGCGGCUUCGGAGUCAGGUUUCGCGAUUGUGUUGGGCUGUUCUUGUAAAGAGGAUUUAGCUCUUGCUCACAAGCAAUGCGCGGAGACUUGGUUCAAGAUUAGAGGAAAUAAGACCUGCGAAAUUUGUGGCUCAACCGCACAAAAUGUGGUCGGUUCCGGCGAGACUGAGUCCACCGAGCAAUCAAAUGAAGCAUCCAAUAUGACAGCGGCGCCCCUGCAACAAUCUGAGACACGAAGCUUUUGGCAGGGGCAUCGGUUUCUCAACUUCCUCCUCGCCUGCAUGGUCUUCGCCUUUGUUAUUUCCUGGCUCUUUCACUUCAACGUUCCGGGAUAAGUUCGAGAACAACAUCUACUGUUUUCCAUCCUUUAUGCCGACUGCUUAUCCCAAGGCGAGGCUACUGCUGGAAAAUUCUGAAGAAGAUUGGGUGAAAAUUGAUGACUCUUACCAAGAAUCUGUGGCCUAUUAUGGAAUAUUACUUGCAUUGCAAAGGUGUUUUUAUGUAAAAGAAGAUAAAUGCGAGCCGAAGGGAUCUGAGAUCUGAAACUGCAGGUUUAUUCUGACUAGAGGUGGAACUGAGAGUGUGGGAUUGGUAAUGUGCUGCCGAUUUAAUAGUCAGAUAUCUUUCGUGUAUUUGUUCCUAAACGUUUGAUUAUGUAUUGGCAUGUGUUCUUUUAUUAAGUUUGUGAUUCAUGUUUCGCAAAUAUGCUGGUCCUUCUAUUUGGAAUCUGUUACCUAAUCUUGUUUCUUUUUUGUAACAAAAAACAGUGACUACAUGAUCCAUAACA
This is a messenger RNA of Ananas comosus (pineapple), 1527 nucleotides long. RefSeq lists its product as uncharacterized. The transcript has 3 exons. NCBI's taxonomy places the organism in Eukaryota, Viridiplantae, Streptophyta, Magnoliopsida, Poales, Bromeliaceae. Gene Ontology annotation, molecular function: zinc ion binding. The record is from RefSeq and is a predicted model, not a curated record. Bases 419 to 1075 code for a protein of 218 amino acids.